UCUCCUCCACGGUCCAAGGCAACAUCCGAACGGCCUACCACCGACGACACGAUUUCUCCCCGGACUUGUUUGACGAUUUGCCCGACGUGUGUUGGUGAUAAUGAGUGAUUGAGUUUUACCGGUUUUUUUUUUGUUUUUGGAUAAUUUUCCGAGUGGCGUCGAAACAUGAACAAUGAGAAUUUAGACACGAUCCACGUGACAGCGCCCAGUAUAAUCAACAAGCCGUCGCAAACGAUGCCGCAACGGUCGCCUUUCGCCAUACAGGAGCUGUUGGGGCUGUCCGACAGCCACCACAGGUCGCCGACGGCGGCAGUGUCGGCGAUCACGCCGAACAUGUACCCCCAGCGACACAUGCAAGGGCCUACUUGCUUCCCGACGGACCACGGCUUCAACCACCACCACAUGACGAUGGCGGCGAGUCGAAUGGCCUACUUCAACGCCCACGCUGCGGUCGCCGCAGCGUUUCUGCCGCACAACAUCGCGGCAGCGGCCGGUAUGAACGCCGGUGCCGGCGGACACAAUCCUGCGGCCGUUUUGGGCCUGGCGGGGCAUCAGAACAAUCCUGCUGGUAAAUUUUUUCAUUAAUGUCAAAACACCACCAAGGGUUUCACCCAGCUCAAGAACUCCUUCAGUUCCUCCGGACCAGGACCUUGCUUACCAGGUCAGUUAGAUAGUUCCAAAGAAUUCACGAUAGGAGAUGGUUUAGGUUUAAAUAAAAAGAAGAAGAAGAAGCGGCGUCAUAGGACGAUCUUCACCAGCUACCAGCUGGAGGAACUGGAGAAGGCGUUCAAAGAUGCCCAUUAUCCAGACGUUUACGCCAGAGAGAUGCUCAGUCUGAAGACGGACUUGCCGGAAGAUAGGAUACAGGUUUGGUUCCAGAACAGGAGGGCGAAAUGGAGAAAAACAGAGAAAUGCUGGGGCAGGAGUACAAUAAUGGCAGAAUAUGGACUGUAUGGUGCAAUGGUACGACACUCCCUCCCUCUACCGGACACGAUACUGAAGAGUGCUAAAGAGAACGAAUGUGUGGCUCCAUGGCUGUUAGGAAUGCACCGGAAGUCCCUGGAGGCCGCCCAACACCUGAAGGAAGACUGUAACACGGCAACCAGCAGCGAUCACGAAGAAUCCGCCUCCAUGAGGACCGAAGCCAGCGAUACCAGCGUCACCUCCGGCCAGCAGCCAAACCAACCCCCCUUGGGCUCUUCCCACGCUCCCUCCGGCGGCACGGACAAGGAGCAGAAGCCAGUCGGUGGCUUCGCCGAAGACCCGGAGGCCUUCCGCAACAACUCCAUAGCCUGCCUCCGGGCAAAAGCUCAGGAGCACAGCGCCAAGCUGCUGGGUCACAACCUGCUGAUGCACCAGGUGAGUCAACAGGCGACGAGCAACGGCUGCGACGCCAACGCCAACAACCUGGUGCAGCACCAGGAGGCGGCGAUGCAACAGGAGUCGGCGGCCAUCUUCUGACAGAAGGAUCAUCUGGUCAAGUUAGAAUAGUUAUUUUUGUGAUCGCGAUAGGCUUCUGAAGGGUUAGAGGGGUGUGGUGUCGGCAGGGGAGCGAUGGAAUUCGUGACCUUGAGAACCAGGUGGUAUGUAAGCAAAAAUUUAUAAAGGAACUCGCUUCAGCGAAGUGAAAAUUCAACCAUAAAAUAAUCGAAGAAACUUCGUUGUGUUUAUUAACAGCCUUCAACUGGCUGAUUUUCCAUUGAAACCUAAAGACAAUUGUGAAAUUUUAGGAAGUUAUAUAAAUUUCCACAGUUUUUCCAUCAAAAUAUUGUUUCAAUCAAAUUUCGUUGCCAAUGAAGUGACGGAAAUGUUUUAAACAGUUCAUAAAAUAACAAUUGUUUCGCCAUACUGUGACUUCAUCAGAUCUUUUUCAACUGAUACUGGAUAUAAAUCGGGUCUAAGAUAGGCUACAGUUGAAGUUGGAGGAAGUGAUAAGAGUCAUAAUAAAAAGUGGGAGCUUUUUCUAUCGGAUAAAAUAGAUAGAGGAAUUUUACGAAAACAAACGAGACUGAUAAAAGACGACAACGAAACUGCAUUGUUUUUAUUUAGUAUCGUUUGUUGGAGUCAAAUUGGUAAAGGGAAAUCUAAUUCGAGUAGAAAAAAUUAAAAUUUAUCUAUUUUCAAAAAAAUAUUGAUUGAUUUUUAGCUUGAUAAAUUCAAGGAACCAAAACGAUUGUGACAAUAUGUUGUGUUGCUUAGUAACGAAAUAUGUACAAAAAAAUACGAAGCCAAAAGGCGUAGAUUUUUUAAGGAUAAUUUUUCAAUAAUGCUAGGUAUAGCAAAUGGCACUAACAAAUAACUUCUGAUUGAAUAGAGUGUAAUUUCAGCAGUAGGUAACUCAUCACUUAUUUUUGAGUUGAAGAGGUUUUUUAUCGUGAGUUAUAUCAUAACGGCAUCCUUUUUUCCGAAAAA
Molecule: messenger RNA, 2412 nt
Organism: Harmonia axyridis
Lineage: Eukaryota; Metazoa; Arthropoda; Insecta; Coleoptera; Coccinellidae
Product: visual system homeobox 2-like
Exons: 8
Biological process (GO): regulation of transcription by RNA polymerase II
Cellular component (GO): nucleus
Molecular function (GO): sequence-specific double-stranded DNA binding; DNA-binding transcription factor activity, RNA polymerase II-specific
Source: RefSeq, a predicted model, not a curated record